Puccinia graminis f. sp. tritici CRL 75-36-700-3 is the source of this 1897-nucleotide messenger RNA. RefSeq lists its product as uncharacterized. The transcript has 11 exons. The record is from RefSeq and is a predicted model, not a curated record. Lineage: Eukaryota; Fungi; Basidiomycota; Pucciniomycetes; Pucciniales; Pucciniaceae. Bases 122 to 1843 code for a protein of 573 amino acids.
AUACCCACAUAAAUAUAUAUCAUCCAGCUCACCCUACCCAGGAGCACCAGUCAUCUCUUUAUCUUGAAAGAACUCAUUCAUUGGGCAGCCCUCCCUCUGCCAAGAUUGUAUCUCCAUCAAUAUGGCCCGUUAUCACCUCAUAGUACCACCUCGCCCUCACACUCUUUUGACAUGUUUGAUUUUCGUGGGCACGCUCGGCCUGCUCUUCUACCUCCCGUUCAUCAAGAUCCAGGCCAACACCUGCACGCCUACCUUCAGACUGCCCACCCGGCAGACCUUCUUCGCCACCGAGAAUGGCCUGAUCGUCUUUGCCACGCCGAUUCGGAAUAACACCAAGAUCAAGCAUCCUAUCGAGAGUCUGAUCGCCAAUGCUAAGACGGAAUGGGACCAAAUGCUCCAGAGACAGAGCAAAACUUUGGCGAUGGCCGUCCAGGAAUAUCAGAGGCGCAACAAUCAAAGAUUACCCCCCAAAGGCUUCGAGAGAUGGUGGCAAUUCGCUGUCGACAAUCAGGUCGGCUUGGUGGAUGAAUAUGACCAAAUUUCAAAAGAUCUGGAACCAUUCUGGGCAAUUGAGCCCUCAAGGCUAAGGAAACUUUCCAAUCAGCUGCAGACAAAACAGAACGAUCGAAGGCUAAUUUUCCAAGUAGACUCAGAGGGGAAAGUGAACCGGACGGGAGCCUUCGGCGCUUCUGCAAGGGCCAAGGACCUCUCCAAUUUGAUGGAAAGUUACCAGAAAUACAGCGUGAAUGCUAUGAAGCCUUUCACGAUGGUCAUUGGGGCCGACGACCAGGCCGAAAUCAAGACCACAUGGAGAGAGAGAUCCAGGCUGCUAGAGCUUUCCAAGCGGCACGAAUUCAUCGAGGAAGCUGAGGAUGUCCAGCUCUCAGAAACCCAUUCACCCUAUGACGAUUGUCCGCCGGACAGUUCUCCUCGAAGUCUGGGCAAAGGCUACAGUAGCUUUGUUUUUGACCACCUGCAAUCCAUGGACAUCUGCUCGAGUCUCGAGCAGGUUCCAAUCCAUGGCUCUUUGGUCAAUCGCCACCAUUCCCCCUUCCAACCCAUCACACCCCUCUUCUCUUUCUCAAAGACCAGCCUCGACUCAGAUAUACGCGUCACUCCUUUGGAGCAGUACCAAUCUACUUAUGUUCAUGUUUAUGACUGGGAUGAUCCCCGAAGGAUCGGAAAGGCUUUCUGGAGAGGCUCUACGACGGGUUUUAACGAGAACCCGAGCUGGAAAGAAUCGCAUCGAUUGAGGUUGCACCAACUGACCCGACCGGCCAAGGAGCGCAAGCAGUUGAUUGACGGCAGCCACGUUGAUCUGGCAAAGGUGAACUCGGAGUGGUUCGAUAUCGAGUUUGUCGGCAAGCCGAUCCAGUGCGAGCCUCCCGCCUGUCAGGAGCUCAAGGACAUGAUCAACUUCCAGGAGUGGGUCGGACAAGAACAGGCCAACCUGUAUAAGUAUGCACUCGAUGUUGAUGGAAACGGCUGGAGCGGUCGAUUCCAUAAGCUACUUUCGUCAAAUCGAGUAGUUAUCAAAAACACGAUUUUUCCGGAAUGGUAUGCGGAUAGGAUCCAACCCUGGUAUCAUUACGUCCCCGUCAAGACGGAUUACUCGGACCUACACGACAUCAUUCACUACCUCAAGACACGUGACGAUUUAGCAAAGCAAAUCGCUCAGAAUGGUCUAGACUACAGUCAACGAUACUGGAGGACACAAGACAUGGCUGCCUACAUGUUCCGGUUGUCGUUGGAAUGGUCCAGACUCUAUAACAGAGAGACUUGCGAUCCGAGUAUGGAAAACCAUCAUUGCGAAUCACACGACUUCGAUUUGAACCUGCUGUGACCUUGGCACAUUUUUCCCUUCUCAACUUCCUUCUUCCCGCCAACCCACAUCCGC